Amphiprion ocellaris (clown anemonefish) is the source of this 1778-nucleotide messenger RNA. RefSeq names its product four and a half LIM domains 2a (gene fhl2a). Gene Ontology annotation, molecular function: transcription coregulator activity. The coding region runs from base 146 to 985 and encodes 279 amino acids. The record is from RefSeq and is a predicted model, not a curated record. Lineage: Eukaryota; Metazoa; Chordata; Actinopteri; Pomacentridae. The transcript is spliced from 6 exons. Gene Ontology annotation, cellular component: Z disc; nucleus.
CCCCCAUUUUCAAUUAGCCCCCGAUGGGUGGAGUAAUGCAAUCAGGAGUAACUACAGCCCACCCGGAGCCUCCUCUCUCAGUCUGCCCCAGACUCCGCACAGGCUCAGACUCCUCAGACAGGAAGGUGAGCAACCCUGCGUGAAAAUGACCGAGCGCUACGACUGCCACUACUGCAAGGAGUCCCUGUUUGGGAAGAAGUAUGUCCUGCGAGAGGAGAACCCCUACUGUGUGAAAUGCUAUGAAAGCCUGUACUCCAACUCCUGUGAGGACUGCAAGAAGCCCAUCGGCUGCAACACCAGGGAUCUGUCCUACAAGGACCGUCACUGGCACGAGGACUGCUUCAAGUGCUUCCAGUGCAAGCGCUCCCUGGUGGACAAGCCAUUCUCCACCAAGGAUGAGCAGCUCCUCUGCACCGAGUGCUACUCCAACGAGUACUCCUCCAAGUGCCACGAGUGCAAGAAAACCAUCAUGCCAGGCUCCAGGAAGAUGGAGCAUAAGGGGAACAGCUGGCAUGAGACCUGCUUCACCUGCCAGAGAUGCCAGCAGCCCAUCGGCACCAAGAGCUUCAUCCCCAAGGACAACAGCAACUUCUGUGUGCCCUGCUACGAGAAGCAGUUUGCCAUGCAGUGCAUCCACUGCAAGAAGCCCAUCACCACCGGCGGGGUGACCUACCGUGACCAGCCCUGGCACAAGGACUGCUUCCUGUGCACUAGCUGCAAGCAGCAGCUGUCUGGCCAGAGGUUCACCUCCAGAGAUGACUUUGCCUAUUGUCUCAACUGCUUCUGCAACCUUUAUGCCAAGAAGUGCGCCUCCUGCACCACCCCAAUAAGCGGUCUUGGAGGCAGCAAGUACAUUUCCUUUGAGGAGCGCCAGUGGCACAAUGACUGCUUCAACUGUAAGAAGUGCUCCGUGUCCCUGGUCGGGCGUGGCUUCCUCACCGAGCGUGAUGAUAUCCUCUGCCCAGAGUGUGGCAAGGACAUCUAAUUCAGUCUGAGGGAUGAUCCAUACAUCUGCCUGGAUGAACAUGUCAUAAUCAAUGAAUGACAAGCAGAAACGAAAAACCAUCGCAGCGUUAGCAACCUUAGCGUCUUUACUACAUUGCAUCACUAUGACUGUACACUGUUUAACACUGAAAUACUAACAGUGUUAUUUGAAUUUACAGAGUUUAUUCAAGUGAAAUGUUCAAUUCUUGAGAAAAAAGUCCUUACUAAUAAAAUACCUGUAAGCAUGAAUGUAAAAACCUUUACCUAUAAAACAGAAAGAAAUGUUUGCAGAUAGUUUAAGAAACCUUCUGAAAUAAAUCUACAGUGUUAAUGCACACUAUUAGCUUUAAAGUGUGAUAGCAAAUACUGCUUUAUGCAUGGAUCAGCUUGAUUCUGUAAUUAGUUUGAGAUUUUGUGAAUGGGUUGUGCUAUAACCACUGAAAUAUUAAUAUCGCAUCUUUAAUCUUAUAAAUGCUAAUUGUAGUUGUGCAUGACAUUUUAAAUUUCAGAACUGCCAAUAUAAAAAAACUACCGGAAAACAAUGGAUUAGGUCAACAUGUUUGCAGAAAAUACAAACUCUUCACCGGCAUUUCAAACAUGGGCAACAAAGCUGCUGAAUUUUCCAUUUCAACAAAAUCAACAAACAGGAUUCAUUUUACUGAGAAUUUAUUUAAAAAAAAAAAAUUGUUGGUACAAAGAUGAUUCUGAUUCAAAAUGCUUUUUCCUGUGUGUUUUUGAUGAAGUCUGUCUAUAUCAAAGACACCACACCAGCAAUAAAUAAAUUUCAAAAGGUA